This is a messenger RNA of Phanerochaete carnosa HHB-10118-sp, 845 nucleotides long. RefSeq lists its product as uncharacterized. Gene Ontology annotation, molecular function: structural constituent of ribosome. The coding region runs from base 90 to 554 and encodes 154 amino acids. The record is from RefSeq and is a predicted model, not a curated record. Lineage: Eukaryota; Fungi; Basidiomycota; Agaricomycetes; Polyporales; Phanerochaetaceae. Gene Ontology annotation, biological process: translation. Gene Ontology annotation, cellular component: ribosome; cytosolic small ribosomal subunit. The transcript has 6 exons.
CUUUCCUGCCCGUCACGUACCAGAUUCAAGUGUAGCGUAAGGCGGCUCCGGCAAACGUCUGCAACUCCCCCGCCGUCCUCAUAAUCAACAUGGCCGAGCAGAUUGAGAAGGCAUACCAGAAGCAGCAUCUCUUCCAAAACGCGAAGGCUCGCGGUGGUAAGAAGGUCUCGACCAAGGAAAAGCGGUGGUACAAGGAUGUCGGUCUGGGCUUCAAGACCCCUUCUGAGGCCAUCAGCGGCACUUACAUCGACAAGAAAUGCCCCUUCACCGGUGACGUCUCCAUCCGCGGUCGUAUCCUAACUGGUCGUGUCGUUUCCACCAAGAUGACCCGCACCCUAGUCAUUCGUCGGGAUUACCUCCACUACAUCCCCAAGUACAACCGUUACGAGAAGCGGCACAAGAACUUGGCGGCACACGUCUCGCCCGCUUUCCGUGUUGAAAUUGGCGACAUUGUUACUGUCGGCCAGUGUCGGCCACUGUCGAAAACCGUACGCUUCAACGUUAUUCGAGUAGCGAAGAACAAGGCGGCGGCCAAGACCUUUGGAAAGUUCUGAGCGGACUCUUCCUGGACAGGGUCUGAGUGGGCGUAGAUGCUGAGGCAUCGAUGCUAUGUGUUGUUAUUGCUUUCCUAUCCGUGUUCUGUGCGCAUGCGACAAAGUGACCAUUACGCCUAUGAGAGGAGAGUGCACGAUCAAUCAGUGGAUCAACAGAGAUUUCACGACUUCAAAGAGGUUCGCGGGCUGCUUGGGAAACGGCGACAGGCGGCGUAGAUACGUCCGAGCUGUAUCCUCGCUUUGGGAUUUGAGGGUCAGACGGCUUCAAAUACUCAGUGCUAGCGUGAUCAG